AACAUGAGUGAAGAUCUUUCACGCAAGAUCCGAGUAUUGUGUUGGGUGAUGACAUCACCAGCUCACUUGGAGUCUAGAACCAUUCACGUAAAGAACACAUGGACUCGCCACUGCAAUAAAAUUUUAUUCAUGAGUUCAACUGCAAGUGAAACCUUCCCAACUAUUGGACUAGACGCUAAAGAAGGCAGAGAUCAACUCUACUGGAAGACUAUACAAGCUUUCCAAUAUAUACAUAAACAUCACUUUCAUGAAGCUGACUGGUUCCUAAAGGCAGAUGAUGACACCUAUGUUGUGGUAGACAAUCUACGGUGGAUGCUAUCCAGCUAUACUCCAGACCAGCCAAUAUACUUUGGCAAGAGGUUUAAACCCUUUCUCAAGCAAGGUUAUAUGAGUGGUGGAGCUGGUUAUGUACUUAGCAAGGAAUCCUUGAAACGCUUUAUAGACGGGUUCAGAACAGGGAUGUGUACUCACAAAUCUUCUGUUGAAGAUUUGGAAUUGGGUGAUUGUAUGGAGAGGAUGGGAGUGAUAUCUGCUGAUACAAGGGACAGUGAAAAAAGAGAGACCUUUCAUCCAUUUACACCUGAAUUUCACAUGUCUGAACAUGUCAGAGAAGGUUCUUAUUAUGAAUACUGUUUUUAUCCUGUCAUAGAGGGUCCUCAAUGCUGUUCCGACCUGGCCAUAUCUUAUCACUAUGUUGAUGCUGAGCUCAUGCACACCUUAGAGUAUUUGACCUACAAUCUGAGAGCAUAUGGAUAUCAGUAUCGUUUCCAACCCCCAUUGCCAGAAAUAUUCCUCAGACGACAAAAUUCCAGUGCAAAUGUUUCUGAAACAGUAGAACCACUGGCGACGACUACAAAAUAA
Bufo gargarizans (Asiatic toad) is the source of this 861-nucleotide messenger RNA. Its product is annotated as glycoprotein-N-acetylgalactosamine 3-beta-galactosyltransferase 1-like. Lineage: Eukaryota; Metazoa; Chordata; Amphibia; Anura; Bufonidae. Gene Ontology annotation, cellular component: membrane. The coding region runs from base 4 to 861 and encodes 285 amino acids. Gene Ontology annotation, molecular function: N-acetylgalactosaminide beta-1,3-galactosyltransferase activity. The record is from RefSeq and is a predicted model, not a curated record. The transcript is spliced from 2 exons.